This is a messenger RNA of Anopheles marshallii, 1365 nucleotides long. RefSeq lists its product as uncharacterized. The coding region runs from base 1 to 1365 and encodes 454 amino acids. The transcript is spliced from 6 exons. The record is from RefSeq and is a predicted model, not a curated record. Lineage: Eukaryota; Metazoa; Arthropoda; Insecta; Diptera; Culicidae.
AUGGGAUUCAACUGUACACUGUGUGGACUUGGUCCACGGGUGACCGUGUUCGUCAUAGGCACGAUCACGCUGGUAUUCGCCUUGCUAAUGGCUGGGUUAGCUACGACAGCAAUACUGGCGUACAACUGUGAGAUCGACAUGACAGAGUCGCGGGAAACGUACGGUCUCUAUUUGUUUUACUUCCGCUCUGCUGAGUGUGGUCCCGUUAAUCUUCGAUAUCUGGGCAUUAACGUCAACGUUACUAUUCCCUUCCCGGACACGACCGAUGCGGUUGAGCGAACGUUUGUGUUUGCCAUCGUAUCUGCAGCACUGCAUGGCGCUUUGGCCGUUACGACGGUACUAUUGUUCGGCACAAUGUGCGUGUCAUGCUUGGGUCGCGGUUGCGUAGUAGUUGGAUUCUAUCCCUGGAUUCUCGCUAUGUUCCUUGUCCUUGCGCUGGAUGUUACCGGAUUCGUAACCUAUUUGAUCGAUUUCAUCAAUGUCAUGAAUGUUGAUGGGGUAAUAGACCUGCUGGAACUGGAUAACAACAAUAUCACACGCCAGGUAUUGGGCCAAGUAGACGACAUCUACUUUAUCGCACCGUCCCUCUUCAUGUGGCUUGCAUUUAGCAAAGCCGUACUGUUUUGGUUCAUGUUUCUCGUUUUCCUGGCCGUCAUCAUCAGUCUCUCGAUGACGCUGUGGAAAGAAAACAAACCGGCCCCAUCGUACAAUGAAUCGAUGCAACCACGGCAAGUGAUGCACCCUACAAGCCCACCGGACCUAGAGGAGCCUUACCACGCCGCAGCGCGUUACUUCGAUCAAGCUCCCCAGCAACAGUUGCCUCCGGUACAUCAGCAAGCGCACGAACAUUUGCCACCGAUAUAUCCACCGAUGCCACCCCCCAAUCAGCUACAGUUGCCACAUUCCGAUCCGAACGUACGACGCACGAUGGAACCGUUGAAUGAUGCCUACGAUAAUGGCAGCUUCCGGGAGGAUAGUCUACCGUAUCUUCCAGCUCCGGCACAAGAACCGAUGCCGCUCCAGGUGAAGCAAACAGUUGACCCAUACACGGACAAACGCUUCUCGUAUCUACCGGGACAGCCGGCACCAUUCUCGUACCUUGCCGGCCCACCAUCGGGCAACAGUCCGCGAAGCUCGGUAACGGCUCCACCGGAAGUGCGCAAUCAACUACCCUGGUCAUACUUCCCCGCAACGGACGAGAAGAAAGCGGUCAGCAAACGAUUUACGUCCACGCUAACGGAGGAGAAAGAAUUCCCCGGCGAGGAGAAACAACUUCCAACGCUUAAGUCCGGUGCAUUCCCUGACGAUCGAUCCAGCGUGACAACGGAUGAAGGAAAGUGGAGUGGACCUGAGUACAAAUACUAG